Hyaloscypha bicolor E is the source of this 1546-nucleotide messenger RNA. RefSeq lists its product as uncharacterized. The transcript is spliced from 6 exons. NCBI's taxonomy places the organism in Eukaryota, Fungi, Ascomycota, Leotiomycetes, Helotiales, Hyaloscyphaceae. The coding region runs from base 210 to 1376 and encodes 388 amino acids. The record is from RefSeq and is a predicted model, not a curated record.
GCCAGAUGGGUCUUCCAUAAGUAAGCACACAAAUUAUCGAUAUCGGUAUUGCACCCUGAUUCGUCCUGUCCUAGCCUCUGUCAGAGAUUUGCCGUUACAAUCUUUUGGAAAUCAAUUAUUUAUGUCCGCAGCGCGGGUAAUGAUAUAAAUAUGAAGCCGGGGCGGAGUGAAAAGUGGUGUAUUAGUUACAACAACAAGAAAUCGGAGUGAUGGAAGAUUCAAAAUCGAACUCGGUUCGCAGCGAGCAGGUCGGAUCCGAGAGUGCGCAACAUCAAAGACCACUGGCAUUCCAAUUCAUCCAAGAGCAUGGUUCACGUGCUCGAUCAAGGUCUACGGUGCGUUCUCAGGCAAGGAAGUAUGCGGCUAUUGAACGUAGACGUCGAGAAAAUCCAUCCCCGGGACCUGGCAAAGAUCGCCAGCGAAGGAUUCAAAUGGCACCCGACCCAGCCUUCAAACUCCUGGUAACUAGAGUAGAUCCGGAAUCUAAUUCACUCGACGCUGCAGAUUCGCCAAGUCACUUUGCUGACACACAACACCUGCACCAAAAUACCACUCUAAAUUUGAGUAAAUGCCAGAUAGAUGUCCAAUACGAGCAAGCCGAUAACACAUUUUCAGUGUGUUUGCCUCUAACGCGGGUCGAUAAAUACUAUGAACCUCUAUAUCAGCUACAAAUUUCAUCACAGACAAUAAUUGGAGCUGGAAGAGUUGACCCAUUUCAACGAUAUCCUGUCGAAGCACAACCUUACAUGGAACGCCUUAUAUACUACUAUUGCACAGUUUGCAAAAAAAGCUCGGAAGCCUGGCAGAUUGAGAACGGAUCAUCGGUCACGGGGUUUAAUCGCAUUGCCACGGAAUUUAUGCCUUUUUGCCUCACAGAUGUAAUGGCUUUCCAAAGUAUCCUCUUUACUGCGGAGACUGGCCUCAGAAAUGAAUUGGGAGAAAAUCCAUGGUCUUUACGUGCCCACAAACUGUCGUUGGAAUGCCUGGAGUUACUGAGAGCAAAAAUGGCGGGACCUAACCUGGUGGUUAGUGAUGCAAUGAUAGCAACGGUAGUUAACCUGGCGGUCUCAGAGUUAUUGUAUAUCAGAAAUCCAAUGAACUUUGAAAAUCAUAUGACAGGCCUUAGGCAAAUGGUCAAAUUACGUGGCGGGUUAAAUAAGUUCGAUGGCAUUUUGAAAGAAGUACUUAAUUGGCUCGUUAAGUUAUACAGCGAAUUAUCGCAAAGAGCACGACAUACCCACGAGGAAGACGAAUCGUUCACUAUUCAGAAGCAACGCAGAUUUCCUACCUCAACCUCGCUCGAUGACUGGUCCUCGCUGUCCUAUGAGACAAUAACUGGCUUAAGCGUCAAGCGACCUAGAUCAUUUUUUGUUUAAUAUGCUCAAUUAGCGGCAAGAGUGCUAUUAAAUUGACGCUGGCGGCAAUGAAAGUAAUCGGAAGGGUUUGUAGUCAGAGACAGGCCAUUCAGACCCCAUUUUCGGUCACAAAAGCUCAGGUUCACGGCGUAGGUCGAUGGGAUUGCGUUACUGCAGAUUCUGGCAGCAUU